Messenger RNA from Cyprinus carpio (common carp), 1618 nucleotides. Its product is annotated as GATA-binding factor 2-like. Gene Ontology annotation, biological process: negative regulation of transcription by RNA polymerase II; cell fate commitment; positive regulation of transcription by RNA polymerase II. The record is from RefSeq and is a predicted model, not a curated record. Gene Ontology annotation, cellular component: nucleus. Gene Ontology annotation, molecular function: DNA-binding transcription factor activity, RNA polymerase II-specific; zinc ion binding; RNA polymerase II cis-regulatory region sequence-specific DNA binding. Lineage: Eukaryota; Metazoa; Chordata; Actinopteri; Cypriniformes; Cyprinidae.
UGGCUUUGCAUAUUUGUAAUUCUCAUUUGCAGUCCAGACUGAUGUGGGAUACUUCCAGACUUUUUUGUGCAUUUGCACUCAUGAGGCACCACGUUUGCUGAAGCUGACCUGUCUUUGGCUCCGCCCACUGUCCCCACAUGUCUCACCCACAGUGCCAGAGCACAGAAACCUUCACACAUAAAGUUCUGAUACAUUAGCGGCGCACAUCUUCAUCGCAGACACCUGUCCUGAAGACUGAAGAGAUAAGCUCAGUUCCUGACAGACAUGGAGACCUCCGUUGAACAGGCUCGCUGGGUUUCCUCCUCCAUGGUAUCAUCAGAGGUGAUGCCCUCUUACCCAACUGACUCCAGCUAUAUGGUCCACACUGAAGAGGGUUCGAUGUUUCCCUGCACUGAUGCCGAUUACAGCAGCCUACCCUCUUUGUUCAGCAGCCCGGUCCAUGGCUGUCCAUCUGGAGCUUUUCAAAACAGCCCAGUGUAUCCGGUUUACUCCUCUCCAUUCCUCGGAAACCUGUCCUGGCUGGAAAGUUCUAACAGCCCCACUCUAACCAACCUCUUCCCAUCAUCCCCAUCGUCCUGGCACAGCAGUGCGUUUUCUAAGACGUCCUCAUCUUCCUUCCUGGGCUCCGCGGCUCUCUCCUCUGCCAGACCGCCUCGUUCUGCCCUUCACUUCCCUAUCCAGCACCAAAAGGAGACCUUCGGUGUGCAGGAGAGCGUGAAAGGAGAGAGGCUGAGUCCUCCUGGAGGUGGGGAGGCGUUUGGAGGUGUGUUUCCCCCCUCAGUGAGCGACGUGUAUGCGCAGACACACUCUUUAAAAACACACUACAGUCCCCACGGGAGCUUGACGCAGGACUACAGCAGUUCGCUUCUCUACACACCCUCGUCCUUCUCACCCAAAUUAUGCAGCAAGAUGAAAUUCCCACCUUUAGAGCCGCAUGAGUGUGUGAACUGUGGGGCCACUGCAAGCCCUCUGUGGCGGCGUGAUGGAACGGGACAUUACCUCUGCAAUGCCUGCGGACUGUACCACAAGAUGAACGGACAGAACAGACCCCUCAUCCGACCCAAAAAGAGACUGGUCAUCAGUAAGCGAACAGGAACUCAGUGUGCGAACUGUCAGACCAGCACCACCACGCUGUGGAGACGCAACGCCAGCGGCGAGCCUGUGUGUAACGCUUGCGGACUCUAUUUCAAGCUUCACAAUGUGAACAGACCGCUGACUAUGAAGAAGGAAGGCAUUCAGACACGUAAUCGUAAAGUGUCCAGCAAGAACAGGAAAGGGAAAAGGUUUAGUGCCACAGAGGAGAAUCUGUAUUUUUCAAAGAAUCCUGUGUCUGAUCAGCAUUUCGACUUGUAUUCUCAAAGUCCAGGAGCUCUGGGCGUCUACAGCCACUCUUCCCAUUCACUGCCGCCCACCGCUGCCUUCCACAGCCACGCCAGCCUGCCCUACCCAUACCACCCACCAGCUGCCAUCUUACCCAGCCUGGUGUGACGGAAACUGGACAGAAGACUGAGUUCAUGGAAAGCUGGAAAAAGUUGUACAAAACCAUGUGUUCACAUACUCAGCAUAAACAUACUUGAAAGCUUGACCAAUGCGGAUGCAUGAAAAAACAUGGCACACA